AUGAAUCAUCUCUCCUCUCAACAAGUACAAAACAAUCCUCAACUCAAUCAAGUCUUGUUUCAAGCGUUUAGUACGACAACGACUCCUCCUACCAACAACAUCAAUAACAUCAACUCAAUGAACAGCAACAAUAACAACAAUCAACUACUGACCAUCACCAACUACCCUACAAGUAGUGGUGGUGGUAGUGUGACCACGACUGGAAAUCAUUUGAAUCCAUCUCUCCUCACCUUCUCCAACAAUAACAACAACAACAAUACCAUCCAUCCAACAACAACAAUGAAUCUAAAUCCUCUUGUUGGGAAUCAGGGUCAACAACAAAUGUCCAUCAUGAUGAUGGGAAAUAAUAAUAAUAACAACAACAACAACAACCACAUUCUGAUGGAUGCAAAUUCUAUGGCCACGACUAAUUUGACAACUACUGCUGCGAAUAAUAUUAACAAUAAUAACAGUACGACAACGUUGGUGGUUGAUCAGAAUACUUUGAAUAGUUUAAUGAUGCUCUUGAAUGGUGGUGGUGGCGGUAAUGUGAAUAUCAAUAACAAUACGAAUCAUCAUCAAAUGAAUCAUAAUACGGUGAAUAUGAACAAUAGAAUGAUGAUGACAAAUACUGCUUCGCCACAAACACUGCUAUCGAAUAAUACAGGAACAUUUAUGAUGACAGAUGACAGUAAUAAUUUAGGAGUCUUUGGAAAUGAACUCUACCAAUCUUCUCUCGAGUUAUUUCUGGAUUCUCCCACAAUUACUUCACAAUUCAUGACCAAUGGUCAACAACAAUUACCAAAUACGACUCAAAUGGGAUCAUUUGUCAACAUGUUGGACGGAGCAACUACUAAUAUGACAACUGUUGUCAAUAACAACAAUACUACUAUUGAUCCCGCUCAAUUGCAAGCCAUCAUGCAAAUAUUGGGACAGUCACAACAACAGCCGCAAUCUUCCACGUCUUCUUUCAAUUUCUCACAAUCUUUAUUUUCGAAUCAAGUGGCAAGUCAACAACCAUCACAAAUGUUCAUGACAAGUGGAACGAUGAAUACUCCUCCUUCACAAGCACCACAGACUGUGUUUGUCUCAUUAUCCAAUGAUCAACAACCAUUUGUGAAUAAUGUGACAGGAGUAUCACCUCCUCAACAACAACAACAUGCACUAUUUAACAACAUGUUCCAAACAACGAGUCCUAAUAACAAUAUGAACACAGCUGUCAACAACAAUAACAGUGCAAUGAGUUUAUUUGGAAAUUUGCUCAUGUCAUCCAACAAUGCAAGUAUCAACAACUCCGCAUUGAACACAUCCAUACAGCAUUUGAAUGAAAAUGAUCCAACCAAAAUUGACCAAACCUUGUACCAUAUUCUGGUUCAAUAUUUAUCUUCGAAUGUCACUCAUCAAAAUCUAGUAUUGGAUUGGCUUAAACAAUUCAAUCCAAACAUUACAUCUUUGGGCUCUUCAACAGAUUCGAUUAAUACCAUGGCAUGUAAAUUGAUCGAAUCCAUGAGUGAGGAUCAGAAACGAAAAUUAUUUGUGGUGGUCAUGCAUGUAUUGAAUCAGCCACACCCAACUCAACAAUCUACCAUGAAAACCUCACCACAACCUUCACUUCAAAGAAAUCAACCAUUUGUCUCGAAUACUUCAGCCGCAAUGUCACCAAGUAAUAACAGUACCAAUGGCAUUGGAUUUUUAAAUAUGAACCAUCUGGUCGUUAGUAGCAAUAGUGUUGGAAUGGCGUCUUCACAGCAACCUCUUAAUAACAAUCGAUUGAAUAGCAACAACAAUGCAAUGAUGACCUCACAACAACCUCAAUCGCUGCAAAUGGAGAUGGUCAACUAUGACAUUUCACAACAAGGAAACUUACAAUCACCUCAAAUGCAAUCAUCACGUCUCCUUGUCACUGUUCCUCCCAACAACAAUGGCAGCAACAACUCUCCUAACGUCAUCAUGAACUCUCCAUCGAAAAUGAGUGGAAAUACUGGACAUCAAUUUACUCCACAACAAGGUGUAAAUUCCAACACCACAUUUGUCUUUGAAAAUUAUCAAAAUGGAGGUGUUUCUACGAGUGGUAAUGUUAUGAGUCACAAUACUAAUGGUGUCACAACAGGAGCACCCUCAGCCGUCACCAUUCCGUCACAAUCAUCCUCUGCUACCAAUUCUUCACAACAAAAUGCAAAUCCAAGUGAUGCUUCUUCUCCAAGUUUACCCACCAUGCACACAAAAUCCAAGAGAAAUACUUGGACGAAUUUUUACAACAAUCACAUUAAUCAAAUUGCACAAGACAAGACCUAUAGAGAUUGGGCAACCAAUGAUGCAUCUCAAUCACGAGAGAACAAUAAUGCCAACUCUUCCACCAGUAAUAAUAAUAUUACAAAUAACAACAACAGCAACAACAAUAGUAGCACUCCCUCCUCACCCUCUCCUUCCAACAAUUCCAUCCAUCGUAGAACUAAGAGAAGUAACUCGGCUGGACCUGGCUCAAGAAGAAAAAAGUCCGUCGAUCGAGAUGGUGACGAUUUCACACCCGUGUCUCCUGGUGCAUUAAGUGCAGGAAGUGAAGGAUCUCGAAGAAGUCAAAGUUCUGACAAGAGUCGAAAGAGUAUUGAAAAGCAACGUAAAGUGAGAAAUAGUAUUGGAGGAACGACUCGAAGAAAUAGCGCCACCACUCCAACUACUCUCGAAGAAUUCACAGAUUUGUUUGGAGAACUUGAUUUUGAAAAGACAAAUAUUAGUAACAGUAGUAGUAGUGGAGGUGGUGGAGGUGGCAAUAUUUCUGGCAUGAGUGGAACCAGUAGUUGUAGUAACAGUGGAGGUGGUGGUGGUGGAGGUGGUGGUGGAGGUGGUGGUGGUUACCCUGGAAUGCUCGUCGUCGAUCAUCAUCCUCAUUCAGAAUUUGCUGGCACAGGAGACACUGGUGAUUUCAACUUUUCGAAUCUCGAUGAAUUCUAUGAGGAACAUCAACCCAAUGUUCCUGCUACCAAUACCUACACCUUCCAUGAUUUUGAGAUUGAUAAUAAUAAGGAUGAAAAGAAGAAACGAAAUAAUCUCAAGUACUCUCUGGUGAAUUUUGUCAAUCAUGCACUCAAUAGAAAGAAGAAGUGA
Naegleria fowleri is the source of this 3084-nucleotide messenger RNA. RefSeq lists its product as uncharacterized. NCBI's taxonomy places the organism in Eukaryota, Heterolobosea, Eutetramitea, Acrasida, Naegleriidae. The record is from RefSeq and is a predicted model, not a curated record. The transcript has 2 exons. Bases 1 to 3084 code for a protein of 1027 amino acids.